Molecule: messenger RNA, 2339 nt
Organism: Ipomoea triloba (trilobed morning glory)
Lineage: Eukaryota; Viridiplantae; Streptophyta; Magnoliopsida; Solanales; Convolvulaceae
Product: dynamin-related protein 1E
Exons: 15
Coding region: 268-2118 (616 amino acids)
Cellular component (GO): membrane; cytoplasm; microtubule
Molecular function (GO): microtubule binding; GTP binding; GTPase activity
Source: RefSeq, a predicted model, not a curated record
AAAUUUGAACAAUUGAAAUUUGAACAAAAACAGUCCAACAAGCUCAGAGUUUUGUCUCCCUGAAACAUCGUUCUUUCACUUGGCAUUCAAUCCAAGUCCACAAAGUCGCCAACUUCAAAACCUUUCCCUCUUCUUUCCACUUUCAGAUCUUCAUUGCCUAAAUUAGUAUUUUCAGUUUUAUUUUUUUUCCUCCAAAAAUUUUGUGUGAAUUUUUGGAGCUGAGCAUCAGAUCUGGUUAGGCAUUAGUGUUUUUGUGAGGGUGAGAAGAUGUCGACUAUGGAGAGCUUGAUCGGUUUGGUGAAUCGGAUUCAGAGAGCUUGUACGGCUCUCGGCGACUACGGUGGGGGUGACAACGCUUUCUCUUCUCUCUGGGACGCUCUUCCCUCCGUCGCCGUCGUCGGUGGUCAGAGUUCUGGAAAAUCAUCGGUGUUGGAAAGCGUAGUUGGGAGAGAUUUUCUUCCUCGAGGAUCUGGGAUUGUCACAAGGCGGCCAUUGGUAUUGCAGUUGCACAAGACAGAUGCUGGGCAGCCGGAAUAUGCAGAGUUUGCUCACUUGCCACGAAAAAGAUUCACAGACUUCGCUCUGGUACGCAAGGAAAUUCAGGAUGAAACUGAUAGAAUCACUGGAAAAACAAAACAAAUUUCUCCUGUUCCCAUCCACCUCAGCAUCUACUCCCCCAAUGUGGUCAACUUAACACUGAUUGAUUUGCCUGGUUUGACAAAAGUUGCUGUUGAGGGGCAACCUGAAAGUAUAGUUGAAGAUAUUGAAAACAUGGUCCGAACCUAUGUUGGGAAGCCCAACUGCAUUAUACUAGCAAUAUCUCCAGCUAAUCAGGAUAUUGCCACCUCGGAUGCUAUAAAACUUGCCAGGGAAGUGGAUCCCUCAGGUGAACGGACAUUUGGGGUGCUUACAAAGCUAGAUUUGAUGGAUAAAGGAACUAAUGCAUUGGAUGUUCUUGAAGGGAGAGCUUAUCGGUUGCAACAUCCUUGGGUGGGUAUUGUAAACCGUUCUCAAGCUGAUAUAAACAAAAAUACUGAUAUGAUUGUUGCAAGAAGAAAGGAGCGUGAGUAUUUUGCUACAAGUCCUGACUAUGGACACCUUUCUAGUAAAAUGGGUUCAGAGUACCUGGCAAAGCUUCUUUCGAAGCACUUGGAGUCUGUAAUUAGGGCUAAAAUACCAAGUAUCACCUCUUUAAUCAACAAAGGCAUUGAGGAACUUGAAUCAGAGAUGGACCACCUUGGAAGGCCUAUUGCUGUUGACGCAGGGGCUCAAUUGUACACGAUCUUGGAACUCUGUCGUGCUUUUGACAAGAUCUUUAAGGAGCAUCUGGAUGGAGGCCGACCAGGUGGUGAUCGAAUCUAUGGAGUUUUUGAUAAUCAGCUUCCUGCGGCUCUAAAAAAACUUCCAUUUGACCGCCAUCUAUCCAUACAAAAUGUGAGGAAAAUUGUUUCUGAGGCAGAUGGUUACCAACCUCACUUGAUUGCCCCAGAACAAGGUUAUAGACGGCUUAUUGAGGGAUCAUUAAAUUAUUUUAGAGGCCCAGCUGAAGCUUCUGUUGAUGCUGUUCACUUUGUUCUGAAGGAACUUGUAAGGAAGUCAAUUGGAGAAUGCCAGGAGUUAAAGCGGUUUCCCAGUCUACAAACUGCAAUAGCUGCAGCUUCUAAUGAAUCCUUGGAAAAAUUUCGUGACGAAAGUAAGAAGACAGUCACUAGACUCGUGGACAUGGAGGGUUCAUACCUGACAGUGGAUUACUUUAGGAAGCUUCCACAGGAGGUGGAGAAAGGCGGAAACCAAGCAGCUGGUGCUGCUGCUGUAGACCGCUAUGCGGAGGGUCACUUUAGGAGGAUUGGGUCAAAUGUGUCAUCUUAUGUGAAUAUGGUUUCUGAUACUCUCAGAAACACUAUUCCAAAGGCAGUUGUUCAUUGCCAAGUGAAGGAGGCCAAGCAUUCUUUAUUGAAUCGCUUUUAUGUGCAGAUUGGGAAGAAAGAGGGUAAGGCACUUGGAGAAAUGUUGGAUGAGGAUCCAGCAUUGAUGGAAAGAAGACAGCAAUGUGCAAAGAGGCUUGAACUGUACAAGAAAGCAAGGGACGAAAUCGACUCCGUAUCAUGGGCUCGAUGAGAUUAGUAUAUAGGUUGGAGAUGUUGGUAUUAUCUCUCAAUUGGAUCCAGCCAUUAUGGCGGGUGCCUUAAUUGACAACCCAGAUUCUUUAUUUGUAUUCAUUUAUAUAUGGUUUGGAGUGUUGUGCUUCGCGUUUGCCAAUUUUGUUUUUGGCAGCUAUUCUGAAUGACAGUUGUAAUUGCAGUAAUUUGAAUGCCAACUUGUUUGAGUGUUCGCUAUUA